Messenger RNA from Phaeodactylum tricornutum CCAP 1055/1, 1544 nucleotides. RefSeq lists its product with no specific name. The annotation marks the transcript as partial. Gene Ontology annotation, molecular function: snoRNA binding; protein binding. NCBI's taxonomy places the organism in Eukaryota, Bacillariophyta, Bacillariophyceae, Surirellales, Neidiaceae. Gene Ontology annotation, cellular component: small-subunit processome. The record is from RefSeq and is a predicted model, not a curated record. The transcript is spliced from 2 exons.
CGAUCGCUUCAUCGUUCCAAGUGGAUUGGUCAAUCAGAUAUAGCGACAGAGAGAGUCACGGAUGAUAGAUUGGCUAUCGCUGCUUCCAUCACCUUGCGUUUCGAAGCAACAGUAAGGAAAUGGCGGGACCGAGAUCCGGUUCCGGCCGAACCCGUAAAUCCACGCUGGCAUCCCGACGGAACAAUUCCCAACCCCACACUACGCACAAAAGAGCCCGCCCAACGCUCAAUCUUGCCGCAUCCGUCGAUGAACACAUUGAUUCUGACGAAGAGGAGCACUUCGAAGAUCGCUUGGAAGGUCGGGAGCCGUCCUUAGAAGACGAACAAUCCGAAGAAGAGGAAAAUGUUGAAGCCAAACGAGUUCGGAUGGCACGGGAAUAUCUCGAACGCAUGGAUCAACAGUCCGACAGUGACGACACUUCCGAUGAUGAUGAUAACGACAACGAUAGCGACCAGGACGAUGUACAGGAUGAUCGCGUGGCCCGAAAACUGCAACGCGUGCGACUCAAGCGCGAAGUAGCGGCAAUUACGACCCCGCGGCAGCAAGCCCAGGCAUGGAUUGCGGCGGGCCAUCAAAGACUACUGCGGGGACACGAUCUGACCCCCACUUGCGUCGCCCUUCAAUCGGACGGUGCCACCGCCAUUUCGGGAUCCAAGGAUCAUUCCGUCAUUCUUUGGGAUAUCGAAACCGCUUCACGGAAAACGCAUUUAUGCCCCGUGUGGAAGAAAGAAACCGCCGACAGCAGUAAACCACGUACCGUUGGGGAAGUUUUGUCCGUCGCCUGCUCGGACGAUGGUCGCUACGCCGCCGUUGGAUCCCGGGACGCUACUGUCCGUGUUUUUGACAUUCGUUGUCGCUCACAGGCACUUGUCCAAACCUUUACCGGGCAUAAAGGCGCCGUCACGUCCCUGGCCUUUCGGACUAAUUCACUGCAGCUCUUCUCCGGAAGCGACGAUCGCUGUAUACGACACUACAAUCUCUCGGAAAUGCUCUACAUCGAAACACUCUACGGGCACCAGUUUGGGGUCACCGACUUGGAUUGUCAUCGGGAUGAACGUCCCGUAUCGGUGGGUAAGGACCGGACCGCACGGGCUUGGAAACUGGCGGAAGACACACAUUUGAUCUUUCGGGGCGGCAGUAAGCUACCCUCCGCUUCCAGCGUUACGGUCGUGAAGGACGAUUGGUUCGUGACUGGACACGAAGACGGACACCUGGCUAUGUGGAAAACAGACAAGAAAAAGGCGGUGGCACAAAUUGCCAACGCACACGGCGACGACACGGAAAUUGUAGCGGUCCAAGCUUUGCCGGGCAGUGAUCUGGUAGCGUCGGGAUCGUACGACGGAUACGUUCGUUUCUGGAAGGCAUCAACCGGACGGACUUUGGCGGAACGGGGUCUGCAGGCUGUGGGCGAGAUUCCGUUGUUCGGGUACGUGAACGAUAUUGCCUUUGGUCCCAAGGCCCGCUUUUGUGUGGCUGCGGUGGGACAGGAACACCGUCUCGGUCGUUGGAAUCGAGUGGCCCAGGCCAAGAACCGCUUGGCUAUC